AUGGCAGCGAAAGUCUUUCCAAUUGUGGCAGCCAUAUUUCUUCUUGUUGUGAUGCACUCCCACACCAUUCAUUCAAAACCAAGUGGAGAUCCUUUUGGGUUCAUCAAACACCUAGAGGGAUGCCACAAGGGUGAAUCUGUCUCUGGGCUUCAGCAGCUCAAAAAAUAUCUAGAGAAAUUUGGAUAUUUGAACUAUGGUAAUCAGGGAAAGAAGGGCAAUAACCAUGCCAGUGAUGACAAGUUUGACGAUCUUUUAGAGUUCGCAAUCAAGGCAUAUCAGCAGAACCAUCAUUUGAAUGUUACCGGAAGCCUAGACAAUAACACAGUGCAUGAAAUGAAGAAGCCUAGAUGUGGCGUGCCGGAUGUUGUCAAUGGCACUAAGCAUUACCACCGUACUCAUAAAUCCAUCCACACACUAGCUCACUAUAAUUUCAUUCCUGGACGACCGAGAUGGUCACCACAAAAGAGGCAUUUGACAUAUAAGUUCCGUUCCGGUGUCCAAGUCCCGGCUGCCCAGAACAUAAGGUCUAUCUGUGCGCAAGCUUUUCGAAGAUGGGCACAGGUCACCGAAUUUACGUUCUCAGAAGUUACUGAUCGCACUCCUGCAGAUAUUGUAAUUGGAUUCUACCGUAGAGACCAUAAUGAUGAUCAAGCCUUUGAUGGUCCUCUAGGGACUAUUGCCCAUGCUACUCCACCAACUAGUAAUGCACGGUUACAUUUCGAUGCAGAUGAGAAUUGGAGUGAAAAUCCUGGAAGUAAUCAGCUGGACUUGGAAUCUGUUUCUGUGCAUGAAAUAGGACAUCUUCUUGGUCUUGACCAUAAUGAUGAUCCGAAUGCUGAUGCCAUCAUGUCUUCAGGACUUCCUCCCGGGAUUACCAAAAGGGAUCUGCGUGCGGAUGAUAUUCAAGGUGUACGAGCUUUAUACGGAUUCACUAAUUGA
Molecule: messenger RNA, 939 nt
Organism: Dovyalis caffra
Lineage: Eukaryota; Viridiplantae; Streptophyta; Magnoliopsida; Malpighiales; Salicaceae
Source: the annotation of a GenBank genome assembly